This is a messenger RNA of Nicotiana tabacum (common tobacco), 1696 nucleotides long. Its product is annotated as aluminum-activated malate transporter 8. Lineage: Eukaryota; Viridiplantae; Streptophyta; Magnoliopsida; Solanales; Solanaceae. Gene Ontology annotation, biological process: malate transport. The record is from RefSeq and is a predicted model, not a curated record.
UGCAAACUUAGCCAUUUUUUUCAAAAUUAACCUUCCAUUUUCAUGGAAAAAACUAAUGUCAUUGCCCAUUUCAUGGGUUUUCCAGGAAAGUUGAAGGAUAAAGUUAUGGAAAUUGUAAAGAAAACAAUGAAAAUUGGGAAAGAUGAUCCCAGAAAAAUUUGGCAUGCAGCUAAAGUGGGAUUAGCUCUCAGUUUAGUCUCAUUGUUCUACUAUUUUAGGCCUCUCUAUGAUGGCUUUGGACAAUCUGCAAUUUGGGCUGUUUUAACUGUGGUGGUUGUUUUUGAAUUUACUGCUGGUGCAACUUUAUCAAAGUGUCUAAACAGAGGAUUUGCCACAUUGCUGGCUGGGGCGUUAGGUAUUGGAGCAAAAUAUUUUGCUGAUUUGUUUGGAAAAGAAGGGGAGCCCAUAGUUCUGGGGUUUUUGGUCUUUACACUAGGUGCUGUAGGUACAUUUACGAGAUUUUUUCCCCACAUGAAGAGGAAAUAUGACUAUGGAAUCUUGAUCUUCGUCUUAACCUUCAGUUUGGUCACCGUUUCCGGUUACCGUGUCGACGAGAUAUUAGAACUGGCUCAUCAACGGCUGACCACCAUUCUUGUCGGCGCCGCCACCUGCAUGAUCAUCUCUUUGGUUGUUUGUCCAGUUUGGGCUGGUGAAGAUCUUCAUAAGCUUGUUUGUGGUAAUCUUGAUAAGCUUGCAACCUUCUUAGAAGGUUUUGGAAGUGAAUAUUUCAGCUUUUCAGAGAUUGAAGAAAGUGGAAAGGCUUCUAAGGAAGAUAAGGGAUUCCUUCAAGCCUAUAAAAUCGUCCUUAAUUCUAAGGCCACUGAGGAAACUUUGGCAAACUUUGCAUGGUGGGAACCAGGUCAUGGAUCGUUCAGGCUUCGUCAUCCAUGGAAGCAAUACUUGAAGAUUGGUGUCCUUGCUAGGGAAUGUGCCUGCCAUCUUCAAGCACUUACUUCCUACUUUAAUUCCAAUCCUCAGGCACCAACCGAGUUUCAUAAAAGAAUAGAAGAAGCAUGCACAAGAAUGAGCAUGGAAUCAAGUAAGGCCUUAAAACAAUUGGCAUCUUCCAUCAAAACUAUGACACAACCGCCGUCCUCCGCCGCAGAAAACCACCUAAAGAAUUCUAAAACCGCCAUUGAUGACUUUAAAGCCAUACUCGCCACCACCAAAACCCCAUUACUGUCCAACAAAUUAGACCUAUUGGAAAUCUUUCCGGCAAUAACGGUGGCAUCUAUACUCAUUGACGUCAUAAAUUGCGUCGAAAGAAUCUCAGAGGCAGUCGAGGAGCUUUCGGUCAAAGCACAUUUCAAGAAAGUGAAAAAUAAGGAAUCUUCGCCAUCGCCGGAGAAACAGCCGCAGCAGCAGCUGCUCCACCGUGGAAUCGUGAAGCCUGUCGUUGACGACGUUGAGGGUGGUGAUGACUCUGUUGUGAUUGAGAUAUGUGGUGGCACGGUGGCGGCAGCGGCGGAGGUGAAUUCGCCGGGAGGAACAAAAGGAGAGGCGCAAAAAGACAGAGUGUAAAUAUUUCUUACUACUAGUAUUUAACAGUCUGUUAGCGUAGGAGAGUUAAGAAAUUAGAGUACUAGUAUAGGAGGGAAAGUAAAACAGACUUUUUAAGUGUAAAACUUUCCCUUCUACGUAAGUUGUUUAUAUAUGAGUCGUAGCUUCUUUAUAGGAGCAAUUUUUGUUGUUUUUC